AGGUAUCGCGUAUCGUGUACCUAAUUUAUAUAAAUUUAUAACAAAAAGGAUGUUACUUCUAUGACGAUUUCUAUCUUAAAAUCUGUAUAAUAAUAAGCGUAAUAUAAUGGAAGAAGAAGUUUCAUCUUUUAGCGAUACAAUGCAACUCAACGGCGAGAUCGAAUGGCAACCGCUUGCUCUUACUUUGGUUGAAUAUCCAAAAGGUGAUUGGAUAGGGAAAUUCUUUGCCUUUAUUAGCCUGUCGCCUUUUGGAAUUGGCGCCGGAUUCGUCACGCUAGUUUUAUUUCGACGAGAUCUUCAUACUAUUGCCUUCUUUGUAGGCACACUGGUCAAUGAAGCAUUAAACAUAAUAUUAAAGCACAUAAUAUGUGAAGCAAGACCUCUAGCGCGAGGGCAUCUGUACAAUGAGUAUGGAAUGCCAUCGUCUCAUGCUCAAUUUGUUUGGUUCUUCAGUAUUUAUGUACUGUACUUUGUUGCUAUAAGAUUGCACCAUAUAAACAAUAAUAGUAUAAUAUCUGCGUUAUGGAAAGGCAUCAUAGUCAGCGGAUGUUUAAGCCUGGCCGUGCUCGUGAGCAUAGGUCGGGUGUACCUACACUACCACACAUCCUCCCAAGUCAUUGUGGGGGCACUUGUGGGCUUCCUCUUUGCUACACUAUGGUUCGCCCUGGUGCAUAGAGUUCUGACGCCACUAUUUCCACAUUUAGUUUCAUUAAAAGUGUGCGAGAUGCUGAUGAUCCGUGACACGACGCUGAUCCCCAACGUGAUGUGGUUCGAGUACACCACGACGCGACAGGAGGCGCGCGCGCGCGGACGCAAGAUGGCAGCGCUCAAGCCUGCUCAAUGACGGUACGCCGCGCCGGCGCCGCGGCUCAGCGCCGGGUCGCGGCGGCCGCGCGCGUGACUGCUGGCGGCGGCGGCGCUCGUGCUGCUCGGCGCCGUCGUGCUCGCCCGCUGCACGUGCCAGCCACCACCGAGAGACGCCACCGCCGUCGCCGUCGCCGUGCCUGGCUUGCCUGGGUAUGAUACCUAGACGCUAUUUUAAACGACUUGUAAAAAAUUAAGCUAAGGAAAAAUGUUAGAUUGGUCAUACUGGAUUUACUGUGCUCGGUAUCUAGUGCCUGCGGAUUUUUUUAAUAGGGUUGACGGACUGUCAAAGGUUUUUGAGAUGGUGUUAGCGUAGGGUUCCCCUGUUUCUAGCUUUUCAGUGCGAUUUGGCUUAAAUGGCGAGCAUCCGGGUCAUGAAAUUCCAUUAAAAAAUACUAGUAUUUGACAUCAUUGGUAGGAUUGACAGGGAGACCUUGCUGGCAUUACUGGCGCCAUCUGUAAAAGGCUUCGAUCGGUCAUCCCCCAAAUCUGUUGUAUUUUAUAAUCUAAGCGGGAAUAGCAGGAUACACUUUAGGUACAUCUUAGGAAUACAAUGAUUCAGUUUUUUAAACUCCCGGGCACCACUGAGUAUCAUAUUUACAUAUUCAAGAUAUAAUAUAUAUUUACGCUAGAUGCCACUAAAAUCGUACCUAGUUUGAAAAGCGAGAUCCGCAAAGCGUACAUCACGCUUUUUUCUAAUUUAGGUACACCUUAACUAAAAUUACAUGACACCAUUGUGAUUUUUCCGCUUUACCGUUAUUUAAAGUACUUAGCUUGAUUAUUAUUUUAUUUGGAGUCACGGUAGACUUAAAACAUUAGUUGUGUUGAUUGCAGCUUACAUUAUUUUUACGCAAUACCUAUUCCUUACUCCAUUUUGCCGUUUCCGAGUGAGUGGCGGCAAAUUUUAUGAGCAAAUACGAUUUCACUUGUUUACUCACCGAUGACUGAGGUUGUGAAACAGACUUCUUUCAUUAAACAUCCAUAACCAGUUAGUUGUAAACCAUUACUCAACAUGCAUAUACUUAAUCAUGCAAAUUACUCGUCAAAUAACUUUCAAACAGUAGCUAUAAACGCAAAGCUAUACGCAGAUGGCGCUGUUGUCUAACGGUUUCUAGAGAUAGUUGAGAUUUUGUAAGUUUGAAUUCCGGGCUUCAAAUUAAAAAAAAUCCUCGAAAUAACCACUAAUAUUUUGAUAGUUUAUAAUUUAUAAUGUAUGCAAUUGCAAAUAUAUUAAAAAAAAAGAAAAUCGUUAUUAACAAAUAUCGCGGAAAGAUAAACUACAUACUACAAUAAAAUGCAAGUAACAAUCUGUCACUUUAAACCUUUCCCUCUAGGCGCCCUCUGCAGUUAGCAAUUAGCAGCUUUAUAGUUUAAGCCUCGGUAUAUAUAAAGCUACUAAAAUUAUAACAUUUACAACUUGCUAUCACAUAGCCUUUAGACUGCCAAUGGCUGUUUUAAUUAUUGAAAGCCUUGUCUAGUUGCAUAAUUAUCUGUAUAACAUGCAAAAAAGACGCGUAACAGGAUUGUUGAUAUUAAAUUUAUUUGAGACGAUGUCAAGGAAAUUACUUCUUAAGUAUGAAAAACUUAUUAAAUAAGCUUUUAUAAUAGUAUGUAUUUAUAUAUUUAUAUUUGUCUUUUUGUUGUUAAAACGAUAUAAGGAAUAACGGGAAUCCAAAUUUAACUAUUGAUUUAUUGCCAAUUCAACACUCAUUUAGGUUAUUUCUUUUACAUGAAGAAAAAAAAAUUUUCUGUAAUUGUAAUUUCCUGACGUACAGCAUUGUCAGCUGCGAAGAUACCUGGCCCCUUUGUAUACAAAUUUGUAUUUUAAAUUUAUUUUAAGCUUAUAGUUAAUAAAAUAUUAAAUCUGUAUAACUGUGUCAAAAAACUAUAACGAGGUUGUUGUUGUUAUAAGUAGAUACUCGUGUAGUGGUAUGGUUUUAAAAUGUCGGAAUCUCAUGCGGAUCCCGACAUUUUAAAACCAUACGAUUAUACAGUCAUGGAAUUUAGAGAGGCGAAGGAAAAUGAUGAAUAAAUAAGUAAUGCACCCACAGAAUAAAAUUUAAAACUUAAAUUGACGCUGACAGUUUCUUAUCUAAGUUUAAGUAUCUACGCAAAUGUUGUGUGUGGUGUGGCCCCUCUCCACUUUAAGUUGUUUAAGUUUAAGUGCAAUGUUAUAACAUUCAUUUUUUGUGAGAUUGACUGUCACUUAUAUCUAUUCGAUAAAAAAAGUAUUUCGGUAGUUUUAGCACGAGUGUGCCGCGACAGUAUCUCGCAGACAGGAUAUAGACGGGUGGUCUAUAUCGUCGCGCGAGAUACUGCCGCCGCGCAUUCAUGCUGCCUACAGGUUCUUUAAGGUCCCUUAACUUACACUUAAUAAAAAAUCGUACAUGAUGUAUGAAUUUGUCUUAUGAAGCAUAUCUAUAAACAAUUAAACUGACCAUAAUUUCCUCACUUGUUUUACCCAAUGUUGUUUCGCAAUGCAUAGUAGGUACCUAAGAAAAGGUGUAAGUUCUAAGAAAAAAAUCGUGCUUCAAAUUUGACAGUCGCUGUAGGUAUGGACUGUAUGGAUGGUGUCGUAUUGCGCUAUCUAUUUCGAAUGGAAAAGUCUGGGAUCUUUCUUAGACACUCUUUUACUACUAAUAACUGUUUGGAAAUAGUAACCGAUAUCCGCAUAUAUGGUACAAUGAUAACAAUCAGGCUAGGGCAGAUAUAAUCUGUAUUAUCAAUGAUCACUGUAUACUUGAAGUAAUCAAAUAAUUGUAAGCCGAACCCGCUUUUGUUAGUAACAAAUGUAUAAUUUUGUAUAAGUAAUAAAUCGAAUAUCACGUAUUCAUCUUCAAACCAUAAGUAGUAGUUCAUAGGUACGAAUGUGUUCAAUGACGCGAAAAUAUCUAAUAAAUUAUGUAGGUAUUUAUUAUUUCUAGUCUAAGAUAGCUUUUUAUAAUGUUUGAAUAUUUACAAAAGUAAGCCUUGUGGAGGUUUCUGACUAACAAUCACACGAUUGAUAAUCUUACAAUUUACAAUUAUUGUAAGAAUAUAAGAAUAUUUAUUUAAAAGAAAAAAACUUAUGAACAUUUAUCAAUGUCCUGAGGCCCCACACUAGGCUAUGCCUGUCACGUGGUAGCCGUUUUAAAUUGAAAAAUAGUCUAGCAUCGGAAAGCAGUAAAACACGUACCUACAUAACAUGCAUAAAUAUUACAAAACUUAUGAUACAUAUUAUAUACAAUUAUUGGUUUUAGAUUCAGAUGCAGUGCCUAUACGGGUCUCUCUCUGUGUAAAUUUUACCGUACGCUUAUUUACUAUUUCACAGUCGAUAAUUAACUAAUAGUACAUACACAAUUUGAUACAUAUUUAUAAAAAUAGAUAGCAGAUAGCUUUUUAGAUUUGAAGUGGAAUACUUUUGUGUGUUGCAAGUAUCGCAAAGCGUAAUCUACCUAAAUAUGUAUCAUAGGUGUCGAUUACUCGAAUAAUAUAGGUACAGUCAGCAGCAGAAGUCGCUAUACACUCCAGGUGCUCAAAGAGAGGUAAACGUUUAAACUGUCAAAAAGUUGUUGACUGUCAUGGUAGUAUUUACUUGUGAGCGCUCAACGUGUCACAAAUAUGUUAACAGUCGCUAUUCAUUAAUUUCUACACUUACAACAAGUCAUUGAUACCUUAGCUGUCAAAAAACCAAUGGUAUCUAAGCGGUCAACGUGUCAAAUAUAUCUGAACAAUAUGGAAAAAUAGACUUUAAAGCAUACAAGUAUGAUCGAAUAUUGAAUAAAAGAUAGCCAUGCUAAUUUCAGGUAAAGCGUUUUGACAAUCAUCGAAAGCAGUACAGUCUUGUCAUCACAUACAUCUAUCUCACGUUUUGCCCUUCAACCAUUUGACAGGAGCCUCUCGGUCAACUUACUGCAAACUAUUUCUUUUAACAGAAUCGUCAAGACGAAUGACACAUAGCAAAAGCUAACUGAAGCCGAAUUUAGAGCCAAUUGUCAAGGCACGUCGUGGUCUCAGUAACAGGCGUUUGCUUUUCAAAGCAGAGACCGCGGGUUCAAAUCUCAGUCGUACGCACCUAGAGAUUACAGCUUUUUUUUUUUGUGUUUCAUUUCUAUUAUUAAUUUGUGUCUUCUGGUUUUAUGUUAAUUUCGCAUUAGUGUAUAUAAUUUUUGAAGAUAAUGUCACAUGUAGCGUAUGUACGACUUUCUAUCAGGACGUUGUAGGUUUCAACCCGCAGUGGGCGUUACUUAGAUUACUCCUGUGCGGAAUGCCAUUUGAUAUUUACUACUCAAAAAUCACGUUUGUUGUAUGGGAGCCCCACUUAAAUCUUUAUUUUAUUCUGUUUUUAGUAUUUCUUGUUACUUAUAAUAUCGUCAACAGAAAUACAUCAUUUGUGAAAAUUUGAACUGUCUAGCUAUCACGGUUCCUGAGAUACAGCCUGGUGACAGACGGACGAACGGACGGAUGGAUGGACAGACGGACGGACAGCAGAGUCUUAGUAAUAGGGUCCCGUUUUACCCUUUGGGUACGGAACCCUAAAAAUGCUGGUCUCUUCGAAAACUGACUAAAUUAAAUUAAAGGAUAUGAAAACAAUGCAUUUUAUUAAUUUCAGACAUCAUGUUUCAUAGUAACAUUAAUUGCUUAAGACCUUCACAAUCGAUAUCUAAAUAGAAAUAGUCUUAGUUUUGUUUUUCAAAACGUUCGGGGUUCGAUUCCCGAGCUGAGUACACAUUUUUUUAAAUGUAUGAAUGAAUGCAGUUUUUCGUGUUACUAAAAUCGAUGACAUGAUUCCUAAGAAGAGAUCGGUGUAUAUCGUAUAGUAUCAGAUUUUCCCAUACUGGCCGAUCUAAAUGGGCCACCCUGUAUAGUAUAUUUUACUACAAUAAGUGGGCUAAAUAAAUAUAUUAACAUAGGUAUAUAAUAUGAUCAACGGUUUGGAAGAACAGCUGCAUAUGACAGUUAAAAUAAAAAAACCGAUCAUUCUAGUCUUCGAGCAACACGGAAGGGAGGCGGCAUUCGCACUAUUUCCCCUCUGCCGAGGUACAAGAUUAGUGCGUCAAAAUAAUCUAGCGCGGGUAAUAAAACUAGUUGCACUUGGAUUUUUCACUAGACCGAGUCCAGACGCGCGCGUGAACACUGCUGCACAAAAAUGCCUGUUUGCUCGGUUUUUUGUUAUAAAAAGAGGUCGGGGACAUCAAAUUUACAAAAAGAAAGUGUUACAUUUCACAUGUAAUUUUUUUUUUACAUAUCAUACGUUAAAUUACAUUUAAAUACAAUUAUUAUAUUUUAGUCUCAAGUAAUUGUUGGAUUUAUCGAUUUUGCUCGCUCAGUACAAAUUGCGGAUCGGUCGAGCGACAAAUCCGACUUUUCAUCUCUCAGAAUACAAUGACAUACUUCAACGAAAAUGUGUUAGUGUGCGUGUUGUGACACUAGUCACUUGUCCGUACAUAAAAAGAGAUCGAGGUUUGCAAGAUUUGUCUUUGACGUGUGUCAUUUUCUAUGUAUUUGUGUCGUCAUUACAGAUUGGAUUUUGUACGUAAGUGUGUGAGAAAUGCGACUGUGUGCACCUUUCCCCCCGCGAAAAAUGGCAGAAAGAUUUGUACGGCGAGAUAUCGCUUGGGCCCCUCCCUUCCGACGUGUCGGAAGCCGGUGUUGCUCGAAGAUUCUAGUAGAACCUACUUAUUUAUUGUAUAAGUUUGACACUUAACGAUAAAAUACUUCUUUAAGAAAGGAGGUGUCAAUUCGUAGUGCUACAAUAUUUAUUUUAAAGUUAAACAGAUAAAAUGUUGAUGCUUAGUUACCAUUGAAAUAACAACUGCUUAGCAACUGGUGGCACCCUGGCUGCUGACGUACGUGAUUGGCAGUGCGUGUAGGUAUUAAUGACAGCAGCUUGAAUUUGAUUGCUUAGUUACCACUGACUUUUUAACCGUUAUUGUCAUUGUGAUUAAAUAAGGGUGUAUGUGUUAAAGAAAAACUCAGAAGUUAAGGUAUUUGUGACGAACUGAAAGCUUACGUGAAAAUGACAUCUUAGAUGUCUUUAUUUUUGUGACGAUUGAAGUGUAUAUGUUUUCUUGGACACCUUGCCCGCUCAGGUAUAUCUGCUGCUGACUGUACCUACUUCAUUUUUAUGUGAUUAUUUCAAGUGCGCAAAGUACUGUCUCCAGCAGAGUUUGGUUACCUUUGACCUACCUGGAAAGUUUCAAAAUUAUUUAGACACGAAGAGAACAUUGUUAAUGUUAGAGGUUCUUAGAUCACUACGGUCGCUUAGCUAUUUUUGCUGACCUCUGAUUGCUAAUGGUUACAAAUCAGUAGCCUCACAAUAAUAAAAAAAUAUUUUCUCUCUACUUUCACAAAUUUUAAUGGCAGUAAUAAGAGUCUAACUCAAUUUUUUUUGGCUCAGAAAUUAGAUAUUUUAUCUACUUAAUUAUGUGUGUUUGUAAUGGUGCUUCCAAAUGUAUUAUUUGUGUGCAUUGGCUUCAUUGUUUAGAAUUUAGUCAUUUGACCCUUUUGGUAGCAAAGUACAUAUCCAUCAUAAACUCCUAAUUAAGGCCCAAAAAGACAACAGACGCUCUCAUGAGUCGAUUUAAAUUUCUAGAUUGGUGCGGAUUGAAAAGGGUUGAAAGAAAAUUUCCUAAAAUUCCAAACUGGCAUGAUUACAAUUAAAACAAAUUCACAAAUUUGUUAGUUGAGUGCACAUUAAUGGCUUGCUUAUAAUGCUUAUAUCGUUUCGUUCCACACAGAACUGCGACAAGUGUAGUAAUCAUUUACUUAUCUAGUCUUAUUAAAUUGUGUUUUAAUCUGUCCUAAACUUAUGUUAUUCCUUAUAAAAUGUUAUUAAUAAAUUAGGACAUAAGAUUAUUUUAAAUCAUGCUCAAUAAUUUUAUUUUUAAUGUAUAUAUCUUUAUUCAUCUUUUAAUAAGUACUGUUAAGUCAGUGUAUAUUAGGCGACACAAGAUAACAGGUAGGUAUUUCUGUGUUGGCUAUCUACGACAAACAUAAUAAGUACACCAAUAAUACUAAUAACUGAUAAAACUUAGUACCUACUUACGUGAAUAGUGACAUCCUCUCGGAAAUAGCGUGGUAUAUGAAAUAGAUAGAUGCCCUAGAUUGCAGCCUAAAUCAUGUAAUCAGCUAUAUAGUCUUGCAAUUUACAUGAUAUAAUAUGAACCGGGACACAUAAACUAGAACUUGAAUAGGUAAUGUUAUCAUAUUGUCUCAGUAUUGUGUAUUGUCAAUUGUCAUAUCCUAUCAGUGGCGAGGCGUUUGUGAAACUAUAGUGAAAUUCUAAUAUAAAUCCUUUGAACGCCAAAGAACGCAUAAAGUCGAUGUGAGGAAUCCUGUUUACAGCACCAAGAACGCCAAUAUAACAUUUAUUAUUAAGGUAUAUUCGGGUAAUACCGAAUGUCGGAUAAUUCCGAAAUUCAGAUGAAAAUCACCCUUAAUUCCAUCGUAAUAAAAGUCUCUUUUCGGAAUUAUCCGACAGUUUUCGACAUUUGGAAUUACCCGAGUAAACCUUAUUACAUUCGUAUUAUGUACCUUCCUGCUUUCAAAUAAGGUCCAUUUCGGCUCGCUUACGCCUAUGCCUUUUGCGUUCGGGUGAAAUUUUUGUGUAGGUAUACCACUUCUGGCGUUCGACGGGUCAAUAGAACUAAUAGAAGUAUUACUGCAAUGUUCUGCCGCCAGAGUGCAACACUAGCGCAAACCGUAAACCAUAGAGCAACUUAGUUUUUUGUCAAGUUUUUACAAAUUAUUUGCUACAAAUAAAAUAUGACAUUGAUGAUUCAAGGCGGUUUGUCUACCGUCAGUGCUAGUGGCGCCCCCCACGCAGAGUUGUGUUAACACUAUUCCUGUCCAUUUAUCCAAUAUUCCAAAUACAUGGACCGGGAAAGUAUUAAGGUACCGUUAAAAUUCGUGUCUUUGUGAAAAAGCAGAUCAAAAUUAGCUUCGGCUUACCUCUGUCAAACGCCUCGCCAUUGCUGUUGAAAGCACCUUCGCCGGAAAUGGCGUCUCAAUUAUACUCUGUAUCUUUCGGUAUUUAAAUAAAAGUAAACAAAAUCUACCCUCUAAUGGCUUCUUAAGCCAGUUGAGGGGAGAAGAAAACAUUACACUAUCAAAUAAUGUAGGUUAAAGUCAGGUCGUUCAGUGAGUGAUUCAGGCGGUUUUGUAAUUGGUCGGUUAACCAAUAAAUGUUAAAACGACCCGAAAAUGUACAAAUUGUUUAUUUACUUUUAUUUAAAUAGCUAAAGAUACAGACUAUAGUGACCACAUCAAUUUACCAAUGAUAGAAAGUAAACAAGCGAAACAUGAAAAUAAUAUCUCUUUGGAGGUACCACUCGAAUUGGUAAUAAAACAAAAUAUGUAAAUACUUUUUUCUGUACAAAAAUUGUAAUAAAUUUUUAAUAUUAUA
Molecule: messenger RNA, 9250 nt
Organism: Cydia fagiglandana
Lineage: Eukaryota; Metazoa; Arthropoda; Insecta; Lepidoptera; Tortricidae
Product: dolichyldiphosphatase 1-like
Exons: 6
Coding region: 107-844 (245 amino acids)
Biological process (GO): lipid biosynthetic process; protein N-linked glycosylation
Cellular component (GO): intracellular membrane-bounded organelle; endoplasmic reticulum membrane
Molecular function (GO): dolichyldiphosphatase activity
Source: RefSeq, a predicted model, not a curated record